CAUUGUCGCGUGUUUUUUUUAUUCGUCGUUGAGACUCGUCAACGAAUGCACGUGAAAUGCAGUCGGAAUCAAUGCGUUUCCCUUUGAAGUUUACCACAUAUGUUUUUCGUGCGUGGGCAUGCAGCACCGAACUAUCGUCAAGGAAAAUUCAAAAUUCUCCUCUGUUGGAUGAUUAAGAGAUAAAUAUAUUGGAUGGGCAUUAAUCUCUUGCCUAAUCACACAUCAGUUUGAACAAUGAAGUCUUCCUAUAUAUCUGUUCAAGUUUAUGUCAACGGAUAUCGACAAAGUCUAUGGAAAAGAAACAUACGUAAUGUUGUCACUUGCAUACUGGGUGCAUAUACACAAAGAGUGGCGACUUACUAAAAAUUAUUUGAUUAUUGGUCCUCCUGCUUAUAUAAUGCUCCAAGAAAAUUAUAUCUUUGUCACUGAAUUGGCACAUUUGUGCAGAGAAAGAACAGCCGCUUCUAUGAGUACCAUUCGUCUGUUGCACUGUGAUGGAAAAGAUACUAACAACAAAAGCGCUUCAACGUUUAUUUCUACAGAUAGAAUGGCAUAUGAGGUAUUUCUGGGUGGAUCCUGUAAUCCAACCACAUGGAGGUCAGAAAUAGCGAUACCGACUCUACAGAGACUCGGGAUCACUUAUUACAAUCCCCAAGUGUCGCAGUGGGGACCGGAAUUAAUAGCUCAAGAAUACGAAGCGAAACAAACAGCGAAAGUAUUACUCUUCGUAAUUGAUAAUCAAACACGCAAUAGCGCAGGCAUCAUUGAAGCAGCUCAGUUGGCAGCUACGCGCCGCGAGUCUUUAAUUCUUGUUAUUUAUCCGUAUCGUCAGGGUCAAACGAUACUUGGCGAAACUGUAUCUCUUCAAGAAUAUUGUGACCUGAUGAAUGGAUUGCUAGUACUUCAGUAUCUGAUGGAGAGACAGAGGAUACCAAUAUUUGAAAGUGUAUCAGUUGCUCUGAAUUGUACAUCCAAGAUGCUACGUGAGGAAAUUAACGUGGAAGAUCUGCAUGCCGAUGAUGGUAUUAGGCCGGUAUCAUUCGGUCAAAAUGGAAUGGAUCUGGUUAUGCUCAGGGAGAUUUUCAAGUCUAUGGAUAUGAAUGAUAAUGGGGCCAUCAACUUGGAAGAAGCUUGGAUAGCAUUACAAUCGAGUGUCAAGUGCAACGUACCGUCGAUGUCGGAGCUUCUUAGUGUCGUGAACAAGUCGGAAGCGUAUAGGACGUUGAUAGACGAUGGAUUUCCAGCGAAGAGGGAUCCAACGGAAUUACGGAUAAACUUCGAACAAUUUUGUGCCUUAGCUACCGAAUCAGCGUGGAGGACGAAGAGCAACGGCGUCUCUUGUGAAAGUGAGAUACCUUCAGUUUGGAGUAUUUUAUGUAGGAAGGCGUCGAAAUUUCUUCGCAGAGCUAUCGUGCAACCUUUUAACCGUUUCCUAGAUUGGACCAAUUUCUUCGUGCCAGAAUCCGAGAAGAGAGACUUGUACGUUGGAGUAAUCGGUAAAGAUCAGUUUUGGUUAGAAACGACCGCCAUACCCUCGAUCGAAUCUAUUGGAUUAUCCUUAUAUCGAUCAAGCCUGAACGAGUACAACGUAAAAGUGUUGCCACAAGAAUUGCAGAGGAUGAAAAAUUCACGGUUAAUAUUAUUGAUCGUACCGCAACAUUCGCGUGGUGUCACUAUAAUGGCAUUGGCAGCUCACCUCAUUGGAUUACGCGCAAAAUUAGUCCUAUGCGUUCAAGCGCUUCCCGAAGACUGCGUAGUUUCUGGUGAAAAGCUAACUGAACAAGCCAUAAAAGACUACAAUCGGGGAAGAAUGUACCUGUCGGACUACGCGACGCGCGAAGGUGUACCUGUUUUUCAGAAUAUCGCAGAUGCUUUGCAACAUGCGAUACAGCUAGUUCAGCAUCUCUGUUAAUUUUCUUCUUUUUUUUUACAUCCCUCCUUUUUACUCCUCCCUUUUUUCUUUUAAUUUUCCUCAACCCCUUCCGUCCCUCUCCCGCUCCUACUCUUCUUCUUUUUCCUGUUUAUAUUUUUAUCUUUUUCUUUUUCUUUUUUUUUCAUACGAGUAAACUUUUCAAUUCACCAAUUAAUUUAUUUUUAUUAUUAGCGAUAAUGUUCAACUACUAAUCGAACAAACAAAAACAAAUUUGAGCUUGUCCUGAUUAAGUAAAGAAUCCAUCCAAUCCACAGUAGCUGUGAGAUUUACGAUAAAUCUUGAUAGUGUAUUAGCGAAAAGAAAUAAUAGCGUUAUCUCGAUUUGUUAAAAUUGGGAAAUAUUUACAUUUCGAACACGCAACGGAUUUCAUUUUCAUGAAGUUGCUCGUAUCGAGUCAGCUACAUUAAACUAACUUGAAUUUGAAAUAUUCUCGCGGUAGUUGAACAUACAUUUUAUAGUGAUUCAACUCAAUAAUUUUGUAACCAUUUGAUAACUGGUUGAGGAUUGAUAUACGUGUAUUGUACAUAGAUUAUUAGCUGUUUCUAACGAUCUAAUGAUAAUUAAUUUGAAAUUUGUUAAAACGGAUGUAUGAGCAUGCGUGGAAGACGUUUGAUAGUAUUAAAUUUGUGUGCGUAAAUGUGGACAAAAGACGCGUACCUGUGUACAAACAGAAACCUUUAUCUAGCGCUACUUUAUACUAUAUUGUAUGCUGUGACGCAUAACGCGGAUCCGUAUUUCGUCCGUGGGUAACAGAAAUUACGAGGAAGUUGUAAUUCUAGAAUUCUAUCUAUGUACGAGAAAUAUGCAGGACAAACAAAAGUGAAAUUUAACUGUAUGUAAAAUAUCUUAAACUCAUUCGAUAUUGGUUGAAAUAAUUUAAACAGUUCAGCGCAUUCUCUACCGCUUCCCGUCCCUCUUCACUUUUCGUCUUUGUCUGUCUUUCCUAAUUUUUCACUCACUUAGUCCUCUCCCUAUCUUUUUCAUUCACUCACUGACUCAUCCCACACUUUCUGCUGUUUUUAUAAUUUGAUGAACAUUUUCUUUGUACAAUAAAAAAAUAUUGUUUUUA
This is a messenger RNA of Bombus pyrosoma, 3002 nucleotides long. RefSeq lists its product as uncharacterized. The transcript has 14 exons. Gene Ontology annotation, cellular component: plasma membrane. Bases 266 to 1912 code for a protein of 548 amino acids. The record is from RefSeq and is a predicted model, not a curated record. Gene Ontology annotation, molecular function: calcium ion binding. NCBI's taxonomy places the organism in Eukaryota, Metazoa, Arthropoda, Insecta, Hymenoptera, Apidae.